Cantharellus anzutake is the source of this 755-nucleotide messenger RNA. RefSeq lists its product as uncharacterized. The coding region runs from base 142 to 669 and encodes 175 amino acids. The transcript is spliced from 3 exons. Lineage: Eukaryota; Fungi; Basidiomycota; Agaricomycetes; Cantharellales; Hydnaceae. The record is from RefSeq and is a predicted model, not a curated record.
ACGAAGGAGUCGUCUGGCCAACAUUCCCAGGAGCCGUUUCAACUAACCCGUUUCGCCGCGGUUCUCCAACGCAUCAAGAGGCACACUUACGCGUCUGGCCAACAAUGCUCGGAGCCGGCAUCCGUUGCCAACAAAUCCAAAAUGUAUACUCCCCCCCGGAAACGGUGUACGAGUACCCCUAGGCGCUCCGAACCCACGCAUCCAUAUGUUUUACUUCCCCUCUUGUACAUAAUUUUUGAUCUUUUGAUCCGUGCACCCUUGGCGCCUCAUUCGGGCAGCCUGCACGUGCACGUUAAAUAUCCAGAACUCACACACACACACACACUUCAGGAUCAAGGCAGCGGAAGUGCAAUACCUAUCUUGGCCCAUGUCGAUAGCGUGCGUUUUGGGCCAGACUUGGACGGUUUCCGUUCAAUUUCCUGUGUGUCAGUAUGGUCGGGCCAGCUUCGGAAGUUGGGACAAAUCCCAGUAUUUGCAAAAGCGAUGGCAUGCACUGUACCUAGUGUUGCUCCAACUUCUGUGGUGGUCUUGUAUUUGCCCUCGAUGGAGAUGCCGGCACUCGUAGUUGGCAGGCGACCAGCUUGUGCGUUGUCCAGUACUAACUCACUGGACCAUUUCUGGCGCGUGAAAACUCAGACUCGUACCGCGCCCACGAGCAACGACGAUUAGUUUGUUGUCGAGAGUGUUGCACGACAAUUUGUGGCUUACACAAGCAAGUCUUAGAUGCCGAAGAUUUCUGAUUUCUGCUUUGAUCA